Molecule: messenger RNA, 2379 nt
Organism: Prunus armeniaca (apricot)
Lineage: Eukaryota; Viridiplantae; Streptophyta; Magnoliopsida; Rosales; Rosaceae
Source: the annotation of a GenBank genome assembly
AUGAAGAAAGAAAGAGCCAGAAGAAACUCCAAAACAAAAGGCCAACAGUCAUCAUCCAAAACAACAACAAAUAAGAAGCCAAGCAAAUGGGAGGACCCAAAUUAUGUGCAGAUCAAGAGCAACAUGCUCUCUUUUGCAACAACAAUUGACAACAUCAGACAGAGACUUGAACGUCGGCACGAUGUCUUAACACUGCUAUCAAAGACACCUUUUUGGGCAUUAAUAGAAGCAUAUAUCCAGAGAAGGUUAACAAAGGUAGAGUGCAUGAAGUCUAACUACGACAUUGUGAGACUCAUACAAGUUUAUGACACAAAGACAAAGAAGUUCAAGUUUAAUGAUGUUGACAGCGAGAUGAAAAGCAAUGAUGUGGCUGAAAUUUUUGGCUUGCCAAACAGUGGCAAGAAGUUACCAAGCACAACAACCUCAACAAGGCCAAAAUUGCAGUUUGUAGAGAAAUACUUCGCGUGGUAUAAGAAGAUAACAAAGACUUCAAUUGAUAAGUGCUUGAAUUUAGCACUUGAAGAUGAAACAGAAGAGGGUGCUAUGGAUGUAACAAGAUUGAUAAUCCUACAAUUCUUCAUGACCAAUCUAUUCUGCAACUCUGGUUGUACACUUGCUUGGACAUAUACAACCACAAUAGACACCUUAGAAGAGAUGGGGAAAUAUAAUUGGGCUCGAGGAGUUUUGGACUACAUGUAUUUUGGAUUAGAACAAGCAAAGAAGAACAAGAAGGACAAAAAAAAGCAGCCAAGCGUGAGUGGCUGCCUAAUCCUAAUACUGUAUUGGCUGUGUCAAAGAUCUAACCUGCUCACUCCAAUUCCUGGAAGAGAACAAAUGACACCAGCUGCUGUCAAAUGGAGUCUUCAAGAACUCAGCGCGAAGCUUCAUCAUCUAAAGAACAACCAGAUAAAGAUAAAAAGCACUAAAGCUCAAGAGCCAUAUGAUGAUUCUGAAGAAGAGAAUGAAGAGGAGGAUGAUGGUGCUGAAGAAGUGAAUGAAGAGCAUGAUGAUGAUGAUGCUGCUGAAGAAGUGAGUGAAGACAAGGAUGAUGCUGCUGAAGAGGUGAAUGAAGAGCAUGGUGAUGCUGCUGAAGAAGAAAAUGAAGAGGAGGAGGAUGCUGAAGUGAAUGGAGACCAUGAUGAUGCUGCUGAACAUCAAGUCCAGCAACACCACCAGGUACAAGAAGACCUCCAAAAUGAAAUCCCAGAAUACCGGAAUUCAACGUUGUUUGAGGAAAUUGUUAGAUCAGUACCAGAAUACAAGGAGGAUGAAAUACAGCUUACAAAAGAGUAUAUGAUGGCGAUCAAUAAUGCUGCUGAAUAUUGGACGAAGAAAGGAGAGCAUCAAAAGAUCCGAAAAUCCUACAUGACAAAGCUGCAGCUAGAAAAUGAUCAACUUCUUGCAGAGAAGAUUUCCUACUUGGACAUUAUUAAUGAAAAGGAAGCUGUUAUUGUCUCGUUGAGAGAUCAAAAAUUAGCGCAAGAACUGCAGAGUGAAGAGGAUAAAGAAGAAAAGAAAGAAGGUGAAGCAGAAAAGAUAAAAUCAAGAAAACCAGAUUCCUCAUUCCCUAAAGCAGAGACGAGAGCACAAAAGAGAAAGGCACAAAAAAAAACCAGCCAAAUCAAAGAAGAGGGCCAAAGUGAUAGACAUGCAUUAGAUAUAGGAUUUCAUAGGAUACAAGCAGUGUUAUUACCCUAUACUGGAACUUUACAAUGCACUGCUUUUUGGCAAGGGACAAGCAUUUUGUUCAAAGAUGACAUACAAAGCUUAUUAAGAGAUACUGAAAUUUAUGGACAAAUCAUAGAUGCGUAUGCCGAGAUACUUCAUCAUGAUGAAAGGAAGGACCCCAAAAAACAACAGAAUGCAUACAUCACGUGCUACACAUACAGGUAUCUCACAGAUAAAAUGCACCCAAGAACAUUCGAUGAAUAUUUUGUCAAACUCCUUGAAUGCAUAGGGAAAACUUCAAAGGUGUUUAUACCAAUAACGGAUGGCGGACACCACACCCUGCUUGUCUUCGACACCAAUUCAUUGCAAUGGACGCACUACAACUUAUUGAGGGGGGAAACUGAGCAAACCGUUGAAUACUACAACAAAAAAGCAAUAAUUUUGGCAGACGCAACAAAUGUCUUCCUCAAUAGUGUCAAGGAAUGUGCUCCAACAAUUUUAGAAAAAAACAGCUUCCCACUUCUUGAGUUCAAGAAGCCCGUCUACAAUGAAGAAUUGACCGACGAGAUUGCAAAACUUCUUCGAACCCUGAAAGUUACACCAGCAAUUGCUCAAACAAUACAAUAUCUUAUGAAACAUGAUCCCACCAAAUUCAACUUUAAGGAGGACAGGGAAUGCGCCCAACAACCUGAAAAGUCAAACGAUUGUUGA